CCUAGUUCCCAAAUCCACCUCCAGUCCAGGCGAAGCCGACGGCGAUAGUGGUGUUCCGCCGUUCCCCAUCCUGUGCCGGCGUGUACCGACGGAGACAACGGCAUUCCUUCCUUCUUCCCCUCUCUCGUGCGGCGGCAAUGGAGGCCUAGCGACGGUGGCUGCAGCUCGUCAAGCGAGCUUGGGACGGCGCCACAAAAUCGCCCACGAAUUGUUCUUCUAAAUGGAGGUUACCAGUGCAACCUCACCAUCACCAAUCCUUGCAUGCCCGGCCAAUCCGCGUACCGUACCAACUAUCUCAGACUCAGUCAAUAGCUUGGGAAUGACAGAAUUAAGUGAUGCCAACUCUUUUUCAGAGAUUAAUUCUAGGAUGCUUCCUCUUAGUGAAUUCUCUACACCCAAGAAGAGACAAUGCUUUUCCCAAGAUGGCUCAUUGCAUAAACCAGUGUGCGACGAGGCAAUAAAACCAAUAGUAGGCAUGAGAUUUGAUGACAUUGCUUCUGUAGAGGCAUUUUACAAGAACUAUGCACACCACGUGGGAUUUGGUGUCCGUCUUGGGUCACAAAGGAUGGUGAACAAUGUAAUUCACUGGAAGCGUUUCUUAUGCGCAAGGGAGGGAUACCGUUCCACAAAAGAUACUCAUACUGUUGACUACUUGGAUAAAAAUGCUUCAAAUAAAAGGCGCAAGGUCAAAAUAACAAGGUGUGGAUGUGAUGCUCAUAUUUACGUCAAUCGGGAUAGUGAAGGCAAAUACAACAUAGCUUCAAUGGUUGAGCACCACAAUCAUGAACUAGUGUCCCCUAGAAAGCAACACCUGAUUAGAUCAAACAGGAAAGUAAGUGAGAGAGCCAAAUUAACACUAUUUGAUUGCCACAAAGCUAGCAUUGGACCAGCCCAAGCAUAUAGGUUACUUCAUGUUGGUGCAGGUGCGUUUGACGGUGUGGGAUGCACGAAGAAAGACUUGCAGAAUUACUAUUCAGAGUUCAAAAAUAAAAUCAAGAAUUGCGAUGCUCAAAUGCUAGUGGACCAGUUUGGUAGAUUGAAGCAACUCAAUGCUGCUUUUUUCUUUGAGUAUGAUGUCGAUGAAGAUGGUACAUUACGUUUGUUUUGGGCAGAUGCAACUAGUAGGAAAAAUUACAGUCAUUUCCAUGACGUGCUGUCCUUUGAUUCCACAUACAGCACUAACCAAUACAACUAUAUCUUUGCACCAUUCACUGGUAUCAACCAUCAUAUGCAAAGUGUAUUUCUGGGUGGCGGAUUUUUACUGAAUGAGGCAACAGAGGACUACAAAUGGUUGUUCGAGGCAUUUCUUAAAUCCAUGGGUGGGGUCGCUCCUGGAGUUAUCAUAACGGAUGAGAGUGGCAGCAUGAGGAAUGCUAUCGAGGCAAUUCUCCCUAACACAGUGCAUCGGUUGUGUAUGUGGCACAUUAUGCGGAAGGUUCCUGAGAAGGUCCCGCUGGAAUUAAGAACCAACGAAUAUUUCUACAAGAGGUUGAAUUCUUGUGUGUGGAAUUCUGAAACACCUACAGAAUUUGAGGAAAGUUGGAAGAAUGUAAUGUUAAGAUUUGACUUGGAAACUAAUGAAUGGUUUGGAAAAUGUUACCAUAUCCGUGGGUCAUGGGUGCCGGCAUACUUCAUGGACAUUCCCCUAGCUGGUAUUCUCAGAACCACCUCCAGGUCAGAGAGUGAAAACUCAUUUUUCAAGAAUUUCAUUCGUCGCAAGCUUGCUUUUGUUGAGUUUUGGCUAAGGUUUGACACAGCCCUGAAAUGUCAGAGACAAGAGGAGUUGGUUGCUGACCACACGAGCUUACACACAACACCCAGAUUGAUGACAUGUUGGGAAAUAGAAAGACAUGGUAGCUUGAUAUUCACUCAUGAGGUUUUUAACUUGUUUCAGUCCGAGGUACUUGCUGCUAGAGAGCAUUGUGAUGUCCAGGACACAAAGGAUGUGGGGGAUCUGAAAAUCAUGUCCGUUAGUGAUCAAAGUCACCCAAAAAACAGGGUAAGAGAAGUUAAUUUACAAACAACAACCAUGAUAACCAAAUGUUCGUGUAUGCUUUUUGAGAACAAGGGAAUUGUGUGCCGCCAUGUCAUACGUGUCCUGAGGGGAGCAAAGAUAAAUGAACUUCCAAAUUUUUAUAUACUUAAAAGAUGGGAGAAGAUGUGCAAAAGAGACAUUGUCUAUGAUGGAGAUGGAAAUCCACUUGAUGAUAAUCCCAUUGACUAUGUUGACAUGGAAACAAGACGAAAGAUCUCGGUAGCACGGAACAAAUUCGAAGAUCUCAUCCAACAUGCGAAAAACUCAAGUGGGGGACUGGACUUGCUCCAUUCGGGUCUAUGUGAUUUGGAAUCAACUAUUUCCCAGUCUACGCUUGCUGUAGCUCAUACUUCACAACAAGAACAAGAAUCAUUUGUUGGUAGCUCCUUCCCUACCCAAGUUGAUAUCCUAACACCUACCAAUAUCGACGCAAGAGGCACAUGCUCGAGAAUUAAGGGCCAUCGAGACAAGGAAAAGAAGGCACAACCAAAGAAAAAAUUAGGUGUUACUGUACGGGUGCCACGCGUUUGCGGCACAUGCAAAGAACUUGUGCUACAUGACAGCCGUAAAUGUCCGAAGAAAAAAUGAAAAUGUUUGUCUUUUCAAGGUCCUUAAAUCACUGUAUAUAAGCUAGUGUUGGAUUGUUCAUCGAUUGACAUCUCAUGUUGUUGGGAGCUCUGUAUACUAUGUAGUGAGCUGAAAAACUGGUUCAAUGGGCAUAGUAACUCGUCAGCACAUAUGUUCUAAAUUCACUUAUGAAUUUCUCUGUUGAUUCAA
Molecule: messenger RNA, 2812 nt
Organism: Lolium rigidum
Lineage: Eukaryota; Viridiplantae; Streptophyta; Magnoliopsida; Poales; Poaceae
Product: protein FAR1-RELATED SEQUENCE 5-like
Exons: 5
Coding region: 221-2623 (800 amino acids)
Biological process (GO): regulation of DNA-templated transcription
Molecular function (GO): zinc ion binding
Source: RefSeq, a predicted model, not a curated record